Messenger RNA from Ilyonectria robusta, 903 nucleotides. RefSeq lists its product as uncharacterized. Gene Ontology annotation, molecular function: adenyl-nucleotide exchange factor activity; protein-folding chaperone binding. The record is from RefSeq and is a predicted model, not a curated record. Gene Ontology annotation, cellular component: nucleus; cytoplasm; membrane. Lineage: Eukaryota; Fungi; Ascomycota; Sordariomycetes; Hypocreales; Nectriaceae. Bases 1 to 903 code for a protein of 300 amino acids. Gene Ontology annotation, biological process: protein stabilization. The transcript has a single exon.
AUGUCGAGAUACGGCUGGUCCAUCGGCCGCGAGCAACUCUCCCCUUACGGUGGCAUGUCGAGCAGUGUGCCCAACGUUACCGACGAAGACUUUAGCUACAUCACUUCGCAAGACCUCGACGAUGCUUCCUACUACCCCAGAUCGGCCUCGGCCGCCCCGCCGGCUCCCGAGGACGACGUGCUCUUGAUCAAGAACAAGGGCAUUACAUACCCCGCACAUUUCCCUGCUUACGCCAUUGGUGACGGAAAGCUGCGCGUGUUGGACGUCAAAGAUCGAGUCUCCGUGUUGAUGGACAUUUCGCCCCGGGCUGCCCGUCGUGUUAAGCUCCUCUACAAGGGCCGGCAUCUCAAGGACCCCGUCGCUCCCGUUAGAGAGUAUGGCGUCAAGAACAACAGCGAAUUGAUGGCUGUGCUUCCCGAGAUCGACGAGCCCAGCAGCCCGUCAGAAGAAGAGAUGGUCAUCGUGGAUGCACCCCGAGAAGACAGCAGGUCGCGCAACAAGAAGAAGAACAAGAAGCGCAACAACAAGAAGAAGGGUGACGCCGACGGAAGCUCUGCUGCUGCCAGCAGCCCUCGUGGUAGCAGCUCAACCUUGGCAACUCCCAAGUCCCCGCCGCCCACAGAUCUCACUGGUCCAAUGAAGCAGCUCCACGAUCUGUCGACCGAGUUUGCUACCAAAUGGCUGCCAAUGUGCGACGAGUUCACGGCCGCGCCGCCCUCCGACCCUAAGAAGUGCGAGGACGAGCACCGAAAACUGUCGGAGACGAUCAUGCUGCAUAUCGUGCUGAAACUGGACGGUGUGGACAGUGAGGGAAAGCCCGAGGUCAGGGCCAAGAGAAAGGAGCUGGUCCAGCAAGUCCAGGCGGCGUUGAAGCGACUUGACGUUGCGAAGGAUUCAUCAUAG